AUGUUGUCAACAUUCGGAGAAUUGUUUGGAGAUCAUGGUGUUAAUGACUUUGGAGUGAAUGAUGGCAAAUUGUGGUCCACCGAGCUGGUUAACGUACCAUUCCUAGAUCGCAGCACAGUAGGAUCGUUACUUGAUCUGGACGAUUCACCACCAACAUAUGACGAGUAUUAUACGACAAAGCUUGCUGUGCCAUCAUCAAUUUAUCCUAUGGAACUAGCGCGAUUUGGCAGCAUCACGCCUCCCACCGUUUCCAAUGAUCGCCAGACAAACGCUUCAUCCUGGCAAAGUUUCAACGAAUCUAACGCACAGAUGACACAUUCUAAUGAGCUCCUCGGUUCGCCGUUAUCCGCCAGUGGAGAAACGAUGACCUCCGGUAGCACAGCUUCCGCUGUAGGAUAUGGAAGUACCACCAAACGAUCCCGAACGGCAUUUACUAGCUCUCAGCUGGUAGAACUGGAAAAGGAAUUCCACUCCAACCGCUACCUAUGCAGACCGCGGCGCAUUGAGCUGACUCGUAAACUAGCACUCACCGAGCGUCAGAUUAAAAUAUGGUUCCAGAAUAGGCGCAUGAAGCACAAGAAAGAGAGCUCCAAUGUGAAAGAUAUCAACAAGAUGAAAACUUCGUGCCACUGCACGGACGGAGACUCCUCGUUAUCUCCGAAAAUGUUUUCACCAUCGUCUCCGCACCGCUUCCAAGUUAUCACUGCAGAUGACAGCGAUCGCAAUGGGCACCAGAAUAUUGUCAACCGGCUUAUGGCACACUCCACGUACGCUCCAAGGAUGAUAGCUCAUAACAAUCAUAGUGUCGGUACCAACAAAAAUGGCUCUGGGGAAAAUAAUUUCUCGCAGGUUGGUCAGCUACAGCAUUGCACCACACAGUCUACGAACGAAUCGAGACCUACGUAUCAAUCGACUGCUCCCGCAAUCGAACCUAAUGCAAUGUUUGUCCGAUCAAAUCCGUGUGCUGACUUGCUAGGACAGUCAAGCUUAAUCCUGCCCAACGACGCAGAGGCCGAUGCGGAGCUUCAAGAUUUCGAAAAUUACGCGUAUUUCCCCUCGUUACUUCAGGCACUUGAUACGACCAUUCUUCCCCUCACAUCGCCCACUACGCCAACGGCGACAACGAUUGAUGAAUCACUCAAGGAACCUUCGCAGAUGACUAUGAUCCUAAUGCCUUCGUCAUCCUCUGCCAGUGAAGAACCGAUCAUGGCCAACCCUUUGGUUGACACUUCGCUCCCGCUCCUUGAUGUUCCUGUUCGCCAGUCUUGUGCCGCUUCCUCGGCAGCCCCGGACAGCAGCAUCGUUGGUGUUAGUACGCCAUCUGUCACUAUUCAGUGGGGCAAUAAGAACCACCAAAAACAGCACCACAAUAAUCUCCACCUUCACCAGGGUGCUGCAAUCGGAGAUUCGAACAAUAACAAAAGCAAUAUAUUCGACGCCCUGUGCGGCGGCUCGUCCCUGGGCCAUCAGCAGCAUCGCGUUCAGCUGCAACACAUUCCAUCAUCAAUUAAACAGCAACAGCAGCAACACACCGUGGGAGUGGGAGUGAACGUUUCCUUGCACGCGGCCGCCAUCGCUUCAGCCGCCUCGACAAACUCGAUGCUUUCCUCGACUGACAACGCAAAUAGCGUCUUUCUGGAGCUUUAG
Molecule: messenger RNA, 1647 nt
Organism: Anopheles nili
Lineage: Eukaryota; Metazoa; Arthropoda; Insecta; Diptera; Culicidae
Exons: 2
Coding region: 1-1647 (548 amino acids)
Biological process (GO): regulation of transcription by RNA polymerase II
Cellular component (GO): nucleus
Molecular function (GO): RNA polymerase II cis-regulatory region sequence-specific DNA binding; DNA-binding transcription factor activity, RNA polymerase II-specific
Source: RefSeq, a predicted model, not a curated record